Porites lobata is the source of this 3834-nucleotide messenger RNA. NCBI's taxonomy places the organism in Eukaryota, Metazoa, Cnidaria, Anthozoa, Scleractinia, Poritidae. The record is from the annotation of a GenBank genome assembly.
AUGUCGUCUUCGUCGUCCACGUGUACUGCGUCAACGCAAACAGUCGUUUCGAAGGUAAAACAUGUACACCCCCUAUUUUCCGAUCUCCUUGAUCUGGCAAUUUAUUCCUUCGGUUGUCAGAGCGGUCUACGAGCUCACCAUAAAGUUCGUGGUGGUCCAGUGCUGGAAGGAGUCUCAGCGAUUCUGGGUCGAAUGUUGUUGACCAGCAACCCAGAGACGAAGGCAGCGUUCGAAGAAAUGACACCUACAAGGCUAGGUAGCUGAUUAUUUUUAAAUUUUCGUUAUUUAGGGACAGUUUGGUUGAAACCUUGAAGGCUUUCCUUGGUCACUACUGCCCCGCGCGAGCAAAAACAAAAUUGCUUGCGUGUCAAAUCGGGUAAUGCACUAGUCAAUUGUAAUCUCGACCCUCAAACCCCCGCGGAUAGUAGGCAUUUUACGGCGCAAUAGUGGGGGAAAUACGGAGAUUUUACAUUGAUUUCUUGCAUCGGUCCCUGGAGGAAUACCAGAAAUUUACGGCUUAUACCUCUCCCGGGGUGGGGGUGGGGGUGGCGUUUUUUUGUUUCAGUGUUUCGGUCACGUGAUUUGUUUGCCCGCGAAAGAAGCAGACAUGGCGGACUCGAACGCUGUUGGGAUUAAUGAAAUGUUUCGCCGGCUUAGGUCAGCAAAACUUUCGCAUGUAGCAGACAGGGUCCCAAAGGGGUUUAGGGCUCCUGGGCUCCGGACCAAAAUAAACAGGGCUCCAGGGCUCCAGGGCUCCCGAGAAAUUUAUCAAGGGCUACAGGCUCCGCCCUUUUUUUUAUUUUUUUAUUUUAAAAUCCAAAACCAAAUCCUAGAUGGAAGGUGUUGACAGGCCAAACACCACUCAUAAGCUCGUGAUAGUGUGAUACAUGACCUUAUAGUUUUGCUCUAAUAAGGAGAUCUCCCAGCGGUUUUGCUCUUUUAUAUGAAAUGAUGGGAGGCUCGUUGUAUAUUUCUCUCAGCAGCGGUUGAUUUUGAAAUAAAGUGCCAUUUGCUCAUUAAAAUGUUUUUAAGGUUCUGCAAAGCAGGGUGGUACGUGGUAAUGAAGGCAGAAUUUUCUUUCUGUCGUUGUUCUUUUGUAAAGCUGACUUCUGUUCGGUAAAUUCAACCCCAGAGGUGAUUUCUUCUAUGAGAUUGUGAGGGUAACCUCUAGCGCGAAGGCGUUUUUUGAAGUUCUAGAUGUUCUCAUGGGAGGAUUUUGCUGAGGAGUUUGUUCUCAGAAGUCUAAGGGCUUGGCCUUUUAUGAGACCUUUUCUGACCCCGUGAGAGUUACAGGCAGAAAAAUGCGUGUAUUUAAAAGUCUCCGUAGGGUUAAAAUGUACGUGGAUCUCAAGGAUUCCUUGGUUGUGAAAUCUCUCGUCUUUGUUAACAGUUGUAAGCAUCUCUUGCAGGUUUUUCCCUGAGUUUUCACUCAUAGUAAGAUUUUAACAAUUUGUUUCUUAACCAAGACUGCAGUUUCGGAACUUUAGCGUUCCUCGUCAGUUGCUAGCAAAGUCUUAGGUGUGUAGAGCGAAAAUGGCUGUAUAAAUACUGGUCGCUAGGAUCGAAAAUACUGGCUUGCCAUUGGCUGGUGGAAACGAAACCAAUAUUUGAUCCACGUUGUUUUGUGUUUUCAGGUCAAAAACGCUAGGUUUUGGGUGAGCAAGAGAGAUAGUAUCUCACUGGAUAGUAGUGAUGCAAAGUCACUAGCCUUUGUUAGUGUCUGAGAGAGUUUGAGAGAAUCUUUCUCCAUAGAUUAGGGGUAUUUUCUCGUACACCUCUCGAAAUCACCCGAGUACAUUUCUUUUGAUGAGGUAACAUGAGAACCAAAUUUUUGCUGUAAAAAAUAUCUGACACUACAGUCGAAAGGUGCUAUGUUGGUUUUUCCAAUCUCUAGGUAGGACAAAAGCUUAAAGACCUAAAUCAAGCAAUAUAUAUCUCAGUAAUUUAGAGUUUAAACUUUAAUAAAUGAUGCAGUUAAAAAGUAGUAAGUUUGGAUUGCAGCGCACCCCCAGAAUAGCAUCAUUACAGUGAAAAGAAUGAAUGUAAGUUAGCCUCAGUCUAGUUUACAGUGUACUGGUUUUGUUACUAUCUUCCUUCCGAUUCCGAGCAAACAACAAACAAAGCACAUUAUGACGCUAUCUGUGUGCAAAAAUGUCCGAAUUUUAAUAUUUGGGGCUACGGGCCCCGCAGAAAACGUUUUGAGGGCUCCAGACUCUACAGUAAAAUAAUAAUAGGGCUCCGGGCAACAAAACGAUGGGGCUCCGGGCUCCAUGGAAAACAUUUUAGGGCUCCCGGGAUCCGGCCACCCCCCCUUUGUGACCCUGUUCAUUGUAUCGACUUAUUUACUGGCUGUAGAGGUAGGGGAAAUUUCCUUCUGAAUCUGUCCCUGGGGCCUGGGGGAAGUUUCUAAAAUUACAGAGCUGCUCGUGUGAAUUCCCCCACUAUUCCCCGGGGGCUUGGGGGUUGGGGUUACAAUUGACUAGUGCAUCACUGUCAUCAUGGCAUAUCUUUUUCCAGGUUGAGGGGUAGUUAGUACCUAUUUAGAAGCUGCGGGAAGUUAAAAACUUAAGUCUGUCAGACUUGCAGCGAAACUCAAAAGAAAUCCUCCAAAGCAAAAUUGGGCUAAACCUCAUUGAUGUAACUGUUCAGAUAUAGGAAGCUGUAAAAUCACCGACUGCAGAGUGAUAAUUGAUGUGACCAUGCAUGAUGAAGAGCCCCCCUUGUUUCUGAUGUGUUCAUCAGGUGUAUAUACACAUUUUAAUACUUACUUCAAUGCCUUUAGGUAACUGGAAACCAGGGGAGAUCCCCACAAAGGAACUCCUGACCCUGAUCUCUUCCAGAAUAAAAAUGCAGAAGACGAAUGGAGUGAUCAGUGAAGCUGGAAAUCCUCAAGUGCCUUCACUGUUACUUGAGGAAGAGCAAUCUUUUUCUGAGGAGGAAGAUCGCGUAAAAUACCGAUAUUUCCCCAGAUGUUGGAGAUGCGGGCAACAUUGCCAGUUUUGUAUAAAAAGGAAGAAAUUUUUUCCCAAAUUUGGAAGUUUCACCAUGGAGUAAGUCUAUGUUGUUUUAGGUGUUACCAGGUGCAUGUAGCCCUGCAGAAGCAUGUAACUCUGUUCCUUUGCAUGUUUGCUGUGUUUUUUUGGAGAACCAAUCAUUAAGUGGCUAAAAAACCCAAGCAUAGUUCUAAACACAUAAGGCGAAGGUAGAUGAGGUACUGAUUUUGUUUUCAGUUUGUAAAACAUUGUAAGGUGCAUUGAGCUUUGUAAUUGCACCAUAUAAGAAUGUAUUUAUUAUAUUUGGCAAAGAUCCAGACUGUCUGAGACAGGAGUUUGAAAGCAAGUGAAGAAAUAUUAGUCGCAUUCUGCAAGACUAAGUGCUUUUCAACUGUUGCUACUGUUAGGAUGAGGACUCAUUAGAAUAAUAUUUGUAAUGCUGUAAAUGAAUACCCUAUAGCACCACAGUUUAGCAUUUAACAUAAUUUAGAGAAAUUGCUCCAGACAUUUUGACUGAAGAGCAUGUAAAAUAGAUGCAUAAGUUAAAUGACAAAUUUAAGUAUAAUUUCCUCUUCUCUACAGAUAUGCCUCUCCCUUCCUUGAUGUGCUGGAGGACAUUCUCAAAGAUGACCCUGAUCAGGAUGAUCAGGAGGAAGAAGAGGAAGAGGUGAUGGAGUCAGAGGAAGAGGAGAUACAUUAUGAGAACUAUAAGAAAUGUAUCUCUAGAGAAGAUAUGAGUGAAACAGAGGAGGAAGAUGGGGAAAACCAUGAAGAUGAAGGUGGAGACGAAAAUUCUGACCAUGAUGACGUGGAAGGGAUGAAUGAAGAGGACAUUAUUUGA